Molecule: messenger RNA, 621 nt
Organism: Diaporthe citri
Lineage: Eukaryota; Fungi; Ascomycota; Sordariomycetes; Diaporthales; Diaporthaceae
Exons: 3
Coding region: 1-621 (206 amino acids)
Source: RefSeq, a predicted model, not a curated record
AUGAAGACCUCCAUCAUCUUGCACGUGGCAAUUACCAGUCUUAUCCAAGAAGCUGCCCAACACUCCUCUCGUGCCGCGCCUCCUCUCCCAGGUUACGGUGUUGAAGAGAUGCAGUGGAGCUUCAAGCCUCCAUUCGCCGAGCCGAUAUUCAUCAACGGAACUGUUCAGGACGUCGAGCGUAGUCUUGAAGAUACCAAUACUAUGAGACCCGAGCCAUGCAACGAAGUCGUGCAUCCCAUGGCGCCUGGCCAGGAGCGCAGCGUCGCCAGAGACACAAUGUCCGUCCAAUUCUGCGGCGUCUUCCCCACGGCCAACAGUCACCACAUCUCUGCCCAGAUCCCUGCCAUCACGACCAUUUCUGGACCCGCCGUUAUCGGCCCAGGGCCAGGCAACUGUGUCCAAGUCAGCUGCGCCCAAGGCUCCGCAAUAUGGUGGUGCAAUGAUCGCAAUACCACGAUCAUGCUUCCUCGAGGAAUGGAGCAAGUUGGCGACGCAGUGGACGCAAUCAUCGAUCAGUGCUGCGGCACAACCCGUUGCCGAAUGUUUCCAAACUUUCCAAUCUCCGGACAAGCCUUCGCGGAAGAGAAAUGGAAUGUCUUGGUGAAAGGGGAGGACUGCUGA